AGGAAAUCAGAUCGUCCAAACAAGUCCGUCUUCUUUCAGGCUGGGGCUGCCUAACUGAAAGAGCAGCAAUUUUUAACCCGGACAUAUAUCAGACAUUUUUUCAGGAUGGCAGUUUUCAGCGUAUUUCUGACUUUAGCAACUCCAUCACUUACAUUUUUCUUCUUUCUGCUUAUCGUUGCAUUUCUUGCAUACUGCUUGUAUGUUAGACACAUUCAUAUGAAAUAUGACCACAUACCCGGCCCACCGAGGGACAGUUUUCUUCUGGGACACUCACCGUCGUUUUUGAGGAUAAUGAAAAAUGGCGGAGUUGUACACGACAAAUAUCUGGAGUGGGCCGAGAAGUAUGGGCCUGUCUACAGGACAAAUGGUCUUCAUUACGUUGUAGUGUGCGUGUCCAGUCCAGAGGCAACAAAGGAAAUCCUGAUGUCCCCAAAGUACCCCAAAGAUAAAUUUCUUUGCAAAAAACUCUUCAGCCUAUUUGGUCAAAGGUUCUUAGGCAAUGGCCUGGUAACAGCACGGGAUCAUGAGAAGUGGUACAAACAGCGCCGGAUCAUGGACCCUGCGUUCAGCAGCACGUAUCUGAGAGGUCUAACUGGAACCUUCAAUGAGAGGGCAGAGAAACUGAUGGAUAAACUUGCAGAUGUUGCUGACAGUAAAAAAGAAGCUAAUAUGCUCCAUCUUGUCAACUGUGUCACCCUGGAUGUUAUUACUAAGGUUGCCUUUGGGGUGGACUUGGACCUCUUGAAGAAUAGUUCACCUUUCCCUAAAGCCAUUGAGACAUGUCUGAAAGGAAUGGUUUACUACCUUAGAGACAGAUUUUUUCAGUUCAAUCCAAAGAACAGAGGAUACAUUAAUGAGGUGAGGGAAGCGUGCCGCCUGCUCCGUACAACUGGAGCCAAGUGGAUCAGUGAGAGAAAGACCGCCAUGCAAAACGGUGACGAGGUCCCCAAAGACAUCCUGACACAAAUCAUCAAAACUGCAAGCCAAGAGGACAGCAUGACUGAAGAAGAUGAGGAGUUUAUGCUGGAUAAUUUUGUGACAUUCUUCAUUGCUGGCCAAGAAACAACAGCCAAUCAACUGGGUUUUUGCAUCAUGGCGCUUGGAAGACAUCCUGAAAUACUAGAGAAAGCGAAGAAAGAGGUCGAUGAUGUCAUUGGGAUGAAACGUGACAUAAGCUAUGACGACUUAGGAGAGCUGGUCUACCUGUCACAGGUGUUAAAAGAGACUCUAAGAAUUUACCCCCCAGCUCCAGGCACGUCUCGUGAUGUUGCUGAAGACAUGGUGAUUGACGAUAUCCACAUACCCGGGGGAUUUAGCGUUGUUGACAAUGACCCCAAACACACCUCCAGGCUGUGUAAAGGGCAAUAUGACCAAGAAGGAGAGGGAUGGAGGGCUGCGUCAGAUGGCCUGGCCUCCACAGUCACCUGUCCAAUGGAGAUGGUUUGGGAUGAGAUGGACCGCAGAGUGAAGGCAAGAGAGUCAACAAGUGCUCAGCAUCUCUGGGAACUCCUUCAAGACUGUUGGAAAAACAUUUCAGGCGAUGACUUCAAGAAGCUCAUCGAGAGAAUGCCAAGAGUGCAAAGGUUCAACUCCUAUGUGAGCGGGAGACUGGAGAGAUUCUUCAAGGAUCCACUGAGAUUUGAUCCAGAGAGAUUUCACCCAGAUGCUCCCAAGCCUUAUUACUGCUACUACCCCUUUGCCCUCGGUCCUCGCUCGUGUCUGGGACAGAACUUUGCUCAGAUGGAGGCUAAAGUGGUGAUGGCCAAACUGCUCCAGAGGUUUGACUUCACUCUCGUCCCGGGACAGACCUUUGACAUCCUGGAUGCUGGCACACUCAGACCAAAGAGUGGAGUGUUGUGCACUUUGAGUCACAGGGAUUACAAAAAUAAAUGAUCUUAAAGGACUUUACAUAAAAAGUUGUCUAUUUUUGGUCCCUGAGAUAUAUUAAUAUAGGGAAAAGAAAGUACAGCUUCAACACUAUGUCUCAGUUUUGCUACAUGAUUUAGAAAUGCUUCUUUAGUAACUGAAAUCAGCACAACUCUUUGAGUCUAAAUUGUAGAAAUAAAUGUGUAAAAAGAUCCUUGUCAAGAACAGAAUGGAUUUUCUCUUUUAAAAAUUUUAUUUUACUGAGGACUUUUUGUUUUUGUUGCUGUUUUUGUUUUUACAAUAACAAAAACCCUAAACUUUCUGUAGUAGAUGUUGAAAAAUAGAAACUUUUCUGUCCUUAAAUUGUUUACUUACUACUGAAUUUCAUUGCCGUAAUAUUAAUGGCCGUAGGCCAAUUUGGCCCCCGGGCCUCAUGUUUGACACCUCUGGUUUAAAGGGUAAAACUGAUUUGAUUUUUAUUCCUGUCUAAAACUUGUGAUUUAAAAAAAAAAAAGAAUUUAAAGAAAAAAUUGUGUCAUGUAUGAACUACACUGUAAAUUCAUAUGAAAUGAAUGUAAUCAUGCUUAUGUCUUCAUUAUGAUAAUAUAUAUGGUAACAUCAUGGGGAGUGCUGGUAUAAUAACGUUUGCACUUAGCAUUUUAAUCUUGCACAAAAUCAUCACAUAGUUUGAUGUGACUUUUUUUAAUAACCAGUGAGCAAAGGAACCUUUUGUGCCUGCAUAGCAUCCAAGAUUUUCAUAAAAGUGCUGCAUGUUAUGAAAAUGAAAAUAAAUUUUGAGAUCCCACAGAA
This is a messenger RNA of Maylandia zebra (zebra mbuna), 2676 nucleotides long. The record is from RefSeq and is a predicted model, not a curated record. NCBI's taxonomy places the organism in Eukaryota, Metazoa, Chordata, Actinopteri, Cichliformes, Cichlidae.